AUGUCGGCCGCCAGCACCGAGACGAGCGCCCCGCCGCUGCCCUCCGCCGCCGGCCGCGUCUUCUUCCAGGCCGCGCCGGGCGUGGGCUGCGCCGGUUCGGCCGCCGCCGCCGCCGCCGUCGCCGCGGCCGCUGCGCUGGGUGGUGGCGGCGGCGGCGGCGGCCCCGACGACCCGGUGCAGAAGCGGCAGGGCAAAGUCACCGUCAAGUACGACCGCAAGGAGCUGAGGAAGCGGCUGGUGCUGGAGGAGUGGAUUAUCGAGCAGCUCAGCGAACUCUACGAUUGCGAGGAGGAGGAGAUGCCCGAAGUGGAGAUCGACAUCGAUGACCUUUUGGAGGUAGACGGCGACGACGAGAGAGCCGUCAAACUGCAGGAGUCCUUAAUAGACUGUUACAAACCAACAGAGGAUUUCGUCCGCGAGUUGCUGGGCAGGAUAAGAGGAAUGAGGAAGCUCAGCGCGCCGUCAAAGAAGGGUCUAUAA
Messenger RNA from Nerophis lumbriciformis (worm pipefish), 480 nucleotides. NCBI's taxonomy places the organism in Eukaryota, Metazoa, Chordata, Actinopteri, Syngnathiformes, Syngnathidae. The record is from RefSeq and is a predicted model, not a curated record.